AUGGCGAUAUGUGGAGAGGUACUCAAUGACUCCCGCUAUCUUUUUAAGAAUGUGUUGCCUUAUUUCAAGAAGACUGUUUCUUUUUCGCCGCCGAUAAGGGCGCACUUCACAAAUGCCACGCCGUUGUUCAACGCCAUUGCAUUUGACAAAGAAGGCCAGCCAGUGCAGGUCUCAUAUCCGAAGUAUGCGAUUCCUUUUUCCACAUGGGUGAAACACGGGUUUGACGAAAUUGGCCUUCAAGAAGCGCAAGAUUUCAACAGCGGCUCUCUCAUGGGCCAUCAGUUCUAUACAAUGACAAUUUACCAAACGCAUGGAUCAAGAAGCAGCUCUGAGUCGGCCUUUUUAUCGCAGAAUAGACAGUGGACCUUCUACUUAUAUGCCAUGGCCAAGAGAAUUCUGUUCGACAAUCAAAACAGAGCAAGGGCAACCAAUUCAUUCGGACAGCAACUCGAGAAGUCAUCAUUUCAGCGGGUGUCUUUCACUCUCCGCAAUUUGUUGAUGGUCUCUAGUAUAGGCCCUUCUCAUGUCCCUCGAACAUACGGCAUUGAUCUCAUCACCGACCUUUCUGGGGUUGGCCAGAAUAUUGAUCCCCUGUAUCUUCUCUCGCAGGUCGAGGCUUGGUUUCAUGGUGGAAAUGGAGACUUGACAAACCCAUCGAUAGACUAUGUGGCAUUCGAAAAACUCCCAUUAAGAUCCCGCUCUGGCUUCUUCGAAGAAAACAACAGGAUCUGGCUUAAUUCUCAAAUGACUGGCUAG
Messenger RNA from Penicillium antarcticum, 756 nucleotides. Its product is annotated as Glucose-methanol-choline oxidoreductase. Gene Ontology annotation, molecular function: oxidoreductase activity; flavin adenine dinucleotide binding. NCBI's taxonomy places the organism in Eukaryota, Fungi, Ascomycota, Eurotiomycetes, Eurotiales, Aspergillaceae. The transcript has 2 exons. Gene Ontology annotation, biological process: secondary metabolite biosynthetic process. The record is from RefSeq and is a predicted model, not a curated record. Bases 1 to 756 code for a protein of 251 amino acids.